Molecule: messenger RNA, 356 nt
Organism: Microthlaspi erraticum
Lineage: Eukaryota; Viridiplantae; Streptophyta; Magnoliopsida; Brassicales; Brassicaceae
Source: the annotation of a GenBank genome assembly
GAAUAGAGGCUCGCGGGUUCCUAUUUGGUCCACCAAUCGCGUUAGCCAUUGGAGCGAAGUUCGUUCCUCUUCGGAAACCCAAGAAACUGCCUGGCGAAACAAUAUUUGAGGAAUACGAGUUGGAGUACGGAAGUGACCGGCUAGAGAUGCACGUAGGAGCUGUCGAGACCGGAGACCGAGCUUUGGUCGUCGAUGAUCUCAUUGCAACCGGUGGUACUCUCUGCGCCGCCAUUAACUUGCUCGAGAGGGUUGGAGCAGAAGUUGUGGAAUGUGCAUGUGUGAUCGAGUUACCCGAAUUGAAGGGAAGGCAGAAACUCAAGGGAAAGCCAUUAUGCAUGCUUGUGGAGUACCGAUAA